Messenger RNA from Lycium barbarum (goji berry), 636 nucleotides. RefSeq lists its product as uncharacterized. NCBI's taxonomy places the organism in Eukaryota, Viridiplantae, Streptophyta, Magnoliopsida, Solanales, Solanaceae. The coding region runs from base 1 to 636 and encodes 211 amino acids. The transcript is spliced from 2 exons. The record is from RefSeq and is a predicted model, not a curated record.
AUGGCUACACCAAAGCAGGCCACAUGGCUAGUAAGGAAAAUAUUCGAUGCCAGGAAAUGGAGGCCGAAUCUGGACGACCUCGACAAAUUUUCAGUAGGAGGCAAAUUCAGCAUUAAACAGGCUUACCAGGCUUCUAUUCCUCAAUACCCAAAAGUCCAAUGGAAAACACUGGUUCUUCUAAAAGGUCCCAUACCCAGACAACAAUUUAUUCUCUGGAUGGCAAUCCAGAAUAGGCUGGCUACAACUGAUAGACUGGCUCAUUGGGGGAUACAAGUUGAUCCAAUAUGCAAGCUAUGUACGAUUGGCGCCACUGAAAACCAUCGACACCUGUUCUUUGAAUGUUCGUAUUCCAAGUUUAUUUGGCAGACCUUACUACAUUGGAUGGAGAUCCAAAGGCCAAUAGGGGACUGGAACACGGAGGUUCAGUGGAUGGCAAAACGAGUGAACAACAAGAAUCCUAAGUGGACGAUAUUGGGAUUUGUUUUUACAGCUACUGUCUAUCAUGUUUGGAGAGAAAGAAAUGCUAGACGAUUCCAACAAACAAGCAGGAGCAGUAUGGAUAGAACGAGAGAAAUAGCACUGCAAAUACAUAUUGCAGGCCAACAGUAUUGUGAAAGUUUAGCUAGUGGACAGUAG